Molecule: messenger RNA, 1484 nt
Organism: Rhizopus microsporus ATCC 52813
Lineage: Eukaryota; Fungi; Mucoromycota; Mucoromycetes; Mucorales; Rhizopodaceae
Product: solanesyl pyrophosphate synthase
Exons: 3
Coding region: 72-1484 (470 amino acids)
Biological process (GO): ubiquinone biosynthetic process; isoprenoid biosynthetic process
Cellular component (GO): transferase complex
Molecular function (GO): prenyltransferase activity
Source: RefSeq, a predicted model, not a curated record
GUAACUCAGCCACAGAGGAUAGGGUGCCCCUUGUCGCGCGAUAGGGGAGGAUCACCUUUUGUCAUUGAUAAAUGCAUAAAUUAGUUGUAGCAACCAAGUCAAAAUUUAGAACCACCCACUUUAUUAGAGCUGUUGGAUUUCAUUCGAGCCGUCAUAACUUUGUCUCUACAAAAGAGCAACCAGACAUUUCACCGCUAGGCAAGAUUAGCAGUAGCAUAAACUCGAUAAAGAACAGCAUUUUAGAGACAACUCCACUAAAGCAAUUAGUUGAAGAAGAGACACCGUUUACAGGGCACCCCGAGAAUUGGAGUCAGGCCAUACGGGAAGCUCAGAGCCUGGUAGGAGAAACAGAUAAGGAACGUGCAAUUGACCCUACCAAACUGGUAGGAAGAGAUUUGGGCGAGAUCAAGUCAAAUAUUGCCAAACUUCUCUACAGUGGCCACCCAUUUUUAAAUAGAGUAGCAAAACACUAUUUCAGCGGUGAAGGAAAGCAUGUGAGGCCUUUAUUAGUUCUUUUGAUCGCUCAAGCUACGAGUAUUGCAGAAAAGAAGCCUUCAAAACAAAACACGGAUUACAUCUCAAUAGAUAUGCCUAUAUCACAUGGAUUGCAGAACAUCAUAUCAAAUGGCGUAUUUGACAAACAUGUACAUUAUACACCUUCUGUGACUGAUCAAGGUUGCACUAUAUUACCAACACAAAGACGGCUAGCAGAAAUUUCAGAAAUGAUACACACAGCUUCUUUGUUGCAUGAUGACGUGAUCGAUGCUUCCAUGACACGGCGAAAUUUACCUUCAGCAAAUGCUAGCUUUGGUAACAAAAUGGCUGUGCUCGGAGGUGAUUUUUUAUUAGCGCGUGCUUCCGUAGCCUUGGCUCGGUUACGUAAUGCUGAAUGCAUCGAAUUGAUGUCGACCUGUAUUGCUAAUCUAGUAGAAGGUGAAUUUAUGCAACUACGCAACACAAAGGACGAACAAGGAACUGAUAAAGUGAAAAAACUCAGCACAUUUGACCAUUACAUGAAAAAGACAUAUAUGAAAACUGGAAGUUUGAUCGCAUUAAGUUGUAAAUCAUCUGCUGUGCUGGGCAACGUGACAGAUGAAGUAGCUAAUGUCGCUUUUGACUUUGGAAAAAAUCUGGGUUUGGCAUUCCAGCUUGUUGAUGAUAUGUUGGAUUUUACAGUGACUGCUGCUGAACUUGGUAAGCCUGCUGGUGCAGAUCUUAAGCUAGGUUUGGCUACAGCACCUGUUUUGUUUGCUUGGGAAGAAUAUCCAGAGUUAGAGCCAUUGAUUAAGCGUAAAUUUUCAGAAAAGGGCGAUGAAGAAAGGGCGAGAGAUUUAGUUUAUAAAAGCGAUGGUCUAAAAAAGACCCUAGAUUUAGCAACAUUGCAUUGUGGAUAUGCAAUCGACGCUCUUAAUAAGCUUCCUUCUUCUGAUGCAAGAUCUGCUCUUAUUCAAAUUACAGAAAAGUUAUUAACAAGAAAGUCAUAA